Drosophila busckii is the source of this 414-nucleotide messenger RNA. RefSeq lists its product as uncharacterized. The transcript is spliced from 2 exons. Lineage: Eukaryota; Metazoa; Arthropoda; Insecta; Diptera; Drosophilidae. The annotation marks the transcript as partial. The record is from RefSeq and is a predicted model, not a curated record.
AUGCGAUCAGUAACGGGUUCGGUUACAGGAUCAGUUACUGGAUCAGUUACGGGAUCGGUGACGGGAUCGGUGACGGGAUCAGUUACUGGAUCAGUUACGGGAUCAGUUACGGGUUCAGUAACGGGUUCAGUUACGGGAUCAGUUACGGGAUCGGUGACUGGAUCAGUUACGGGAUCAGUUACGGGAUCAGUUACAGGAUCGGUGACGGGAUCAGUUACGGGAUCGGUGACGGGAUGAGUUACUGGAUCGGUGACGGGAUCAGUUACAGGAUCAGUUACGGGAUCAGUUACGGGAUCAGUGACGGGAUCAGUUACCGGAUCGGUGACGGGAUCAGUUACGGGAUCGGUGACGGGAUCAGUUACUGGAUCGGUGACUGGAUCAGUUACUGGAUCAGUUACGGGAUCAGUAACGGGA